CUUGAGGUUAUGUUUAUAUGUCAAAUUUAACAUAAGACAUUUCGUUUAUUUAUGUUGAAAUUUCAAAUAAAAAUAGGGAAUUUAAAAUAUAAAUGCUGCUGAAGAUUCCAAUUCUCCUGAAAAAUGAGUGAAUUCGCUUUACAACAUUUAGUGUCAGAACUGGUGGAAAUAUUGGGUGGCAAGCAUCCUCCUGAUAAGGUUUUAGAAAUACUUCAAAAAAGCAUUAAUAAAAAUUAUGGACAUACAUAUAGCUCCUCCCAAAUUGCUGUUCAAACGCAAGUUCAACAAAUUGUAGAAAAUUUAGAAGAUCCCCAGUUGUUUCUAUCAAUGUUUGAGGAUUUAAAGCAAAAGAAUGUUGAUAAUUUAGGACCUUUUGUCAGUUUGAUCCACCUCUUUUCACAAGAUUCAAGAUUGAAAUGUUUUUUGAAUAGAAGCAACAAACAAGAGACCUCUAAAAUAAAAACUCCUAUUACAAAAGAUGACCUACCACAGGUUCGAUCCAGGCUAAAAAAUGCCAUUACUAAAUCAUCCAAACUAGAUGCACACAUUAAUAAUCCGUCAUCUAUAUCUGGAUUGAAUACUUCUACUUUACCAGUUGCCAGCACUCCCUCUGUUGUGCCAUGGGUACAGAGAAGACCAACUAUGUCAUGGGAUUUUUCAUGUAUAAACCUAGGCUCUUACACCGCUACAGUACCAGUAAUUUCACAAGAAAACAUUUUAAUCGAUGAUCUUUUGAAUAUCAUGAUAGGGCUUCCUGGUUGUUAUAUAGAACCAGAAGAACUAAAAGAUUCUUAUGGCCCAAGAACAUUCAAAAUAAACGAUAAUGUACCAUUACAUCUUAAAGAAUUGGUGAAACAAAUCCUACCAAUAGCCAGUCAUUAUUCCAUAAUCCAAAGAUUCAUUGAAGAAAAGAUGCAGUUUGAAUUCGGCCAAGUCAACAAUGCUUUAGCUGAAAAAAUGGCUUCAAUCAUCAAGGAACACACAUUAUUCGUUGUUCAAUUAGAGAGUGAAUACAGAUCUGAAAAUUUAGAUCUUCAAAAAUUAUGGUUUUUCGUCCAGAGGAAUAUGCAAACUCUCGCUGUAACAGCUAACAUUGCAUCUACAAUAAGUAAGUCUGAUGCUAAGGGAGGAAAAGUUCUCAGUUUAUUACAUGAUCGUAUAACUAGUUUCAUAGGAGAUGAUAAAACACAGAACUUAUGUGUUCGUCUCAUGGAGGCAGCUUGUGUUCCUUACAUGAAAAUGUUGAGUAUGUGGAUAUAUCAUGGAAUAAUUACUGAUCCUAUAAAAGAGUUUCUGAUAGAAGAUAAUGAGGUAGUCCAAAAGGAAGAAAUGCCAUUAGAUUAUUCGUCAGAUUAUUGGGAUAAAAAAUAUGCCAUAAGAAGGGAAAGAAUACCUAAAUUUCUUGAACCAAUGGCUGACAAGAUUCUCAAGGCUGGAAAAUAUCUUAAUGUCAUCAGACAGUGUGGAAAACCACACAAAACAAAAAUUAUUCAAAUUCAGUAUAAGAUUGAAGAAAAGCACUACAUUGAAGCCAUCGAGAAAGCUUAUGUAUCUGCCAGUCAAACACUACUAGAUCUGGUCAUAAAAGAGAAAGACCUGAUGGGAAGGUUAAAAUCUGUGAAGAAUUAUUUCCUGCUAGAGAAAGGAGACUUCAUUAUAACAUUUUUGAAUUUAACCGAGAAAGAAAUGAGCAAGAAUGUUGGCGAUGUCAUCCAAGGAAGAUUGGAAGCGCUCAUGGAUCUGUCUUUGAGAUUAUCCAGUGCUGUAAACGAUCCUUAUAAAGAUGACCUCACAACAGAUCUUUUACAGCAUGGACUCCAGUUUCAAAUGUUUAAAAUUCUGAGCAUACAGACAUCUGCAGAACAAGAAUAUAGGUCAAUUCAGGAACAGAACACUCUACAAGUCAUAGAAACCUUUGCGUUCAGCUAUAAAGUUCAUUGGCCAUUAUCUCUGAUUCUCAACAAGAAAUCUCUAACAUGCUAUCAGAUGAUCUUCAGACAUCUCUUUUACUGCAAACACGUAGACCGAAUGAUUUGUCAAGUAUGGAGAGCUAAUAAAGUGGCCAAGAAGUUUCCAUUUGAAGAUGCACAACAGUAUAGGGCAGCUUUCGCUUUGAGGCAAAAAAUGUUGCACUGCGUUCAAAAUUUGGAAUACCACAUGAUGGUUGAAGUGAUAGAGCCACAUUGGUGUUCUUUCAUGCAGAAGAUAGCCAAGGUCAAUAAUGUGGACGAAAUACUGUUUUGCCAUUCGGACUUUCUGGAUAGCUGUUUGAAGGAUUGCAUGUUGACCAUUCCGCAUAUAUUGGCAACUAUUGUCAAAAUACUGACGAUAUGUGUGAACUUCUGUAAAUUCAUUCAGAGGACGCAACGCUACUUUGUGGAGGCCGAACUGGGGUCAUUACCAAACUCAAUGUUUGAGUCCUACACUGCACAGACAGAACUGGUGCUUCAAUAUCCGAGUCAGACGACAAAUGGGCAGUCUGCACCAAGUUUCAAAGAAAAAAUAUCGGAAUAUGAUGUAGAAUUUACAUCUGCUCUACUCACUUUGCUGGAUCAAAUCAAUGAUUUGAAUAAGGAUACAAGGGAACACGACAGGCUUUUCAAUUUGUUAUACAGGAUGGAUUUCAAUGCUUAUUACUCCAGUCACCGUGUUGUUAAUGGUUUUACCCAUAUCAAAGAAUCUUCUGGAUGAAAUUGUUGUGUUUGUGCCAUUUUAACAAGAUAUUUAAUAGGAAGAUCUAAGUUAAUCUUUGAAAUUGUUACUGUGCUUUUUUAUAAUAAAUUGAAUUGAUUAGAUCAAA
This is a messenger RNA of Harmonia axyridis, 2800 nucleotides long. Its product is annotated as gamma-tubulin complex component 2-like. Gene Ontology annotation, cellular component: centrosome; gamma-tubulin small complex; equatorial microtubule organizing center. The record is from RefSeq and is a predicted model, not a curated record. Gene Ontology annotation, molecular function: gamma-tubulin binding; microtubule minus-end binding. The coding region runs from base 124 to 2691 and encodes 855 amino acids. The transcript has 14 exons. NCBI's taxonomy places the organism in Eukaryota, Metazoa, Arthropoda, Insecta, Coleoptera, Coccinellidae. Gene Ontology annotation, biological process: meiotic cell cycle; mitotic cell cycle; spindle assembly.